GGGGGGGGGUCGAAAUAAUGAUUUUGAAUUUGGACUUCCAUCUCCUCCAAGUGAAGACGGAUGUGGAAAGAAAAGAAAAUUUAUGGAAGUUGAUGAGGAAGAAUCAAUAACUUUUGCUAAGGAUUAUGUGAAAUAUUUUCCCAAAUAUCUAUCCAGUUUUGCACUAUUCGAUAAGGAGAUAUCCGAUCCAAACUUCCGAAGAAUUGUGUUGGUGCAAAUUCUUAUUAUAAUGCAAUAUCUUACAGGGUUUUUCCCAGAGGAACAGGCCCGUAUUAACAAAGCGAAAGCACCCCACGAUGCAGCCGCGGUUCAAUUACCUACCUAUACGAUCAUGGAACCACAACAACAUAUGAUCCAGGAAAUAUGGAAUAAAAUCAUUGGACAACUCGAAGAAACAACACCCAAUGGAAAAAAUUUUGUUCGCACAAUACUACAUAUACUUAACAUGGAAAAACGGUGGAAUUAUUGGAAAUUUGCAGAUAAUUGCUCUUUUGGGUCAGAUAAAGAAAUUAAAGAUAAAAUUGAAAGAGCACGGGAAGAUUUUGCUGAAGCUCUGAAGAGAAAGGCUAAGAUGAAUAAAUCUAUGGAGCCUUUCGAAAAUAAAACGGGAGCAAUCAAACUUUCAGAGUUUUGGACAAGAAGUGAUGAUGAUGAAGAAUUCAUGGCAGAUAUAUCUCGUAAAAUCAUAGCACCAGAUUUUCACACAGUGUAUGAGAAAAUAAAGCAGGAUGGGUAUCCGCCAGAGAUAGGGUUUACCUUAGAUCCAUCAGAUACCGUGGAAGAGAAGGAAAUUAAGGAAAAGUGCUGGGUAAACAAAUGGUUUGCAUUGAGAACGGCCAGACAUCAUUAUCUUCUUCAUUUUAACAAACCGGUCAAAAAGGAUGCGAAACUAAAAAAUGCAAAGGAAGUUGAAGAGAAGAAAGAUGAUGUAGAAGCUUUGAAAACGUUGAUUGAUGAAAAUCCGACAUGCAGCAGUGGAAUCGUUACGAAAAAGUGA
Messenger RNA from Scutellospora calospora, 997 nucleotides. NCBI's taxonomy places the organism in Eukaryota, Fungi, Glomeromycota, Glomeromycetes, Diversisporales, Gigasporaceae. The record is from the annotation of a GenBank genome assembly.